UGCAUUUCGAUGAAUAAUCAAUCGAUAAUCAGCAUUUUUCUAACACUGAGUUUGCACCUAUCGUCGUAAUAUUAUUUAAAGAAAAAUUAUUAUCAUACUUUCAUUGUUAUUAUAAUUUAACAAAAUUUGGAGAUAUGAAUACUAAUAUAUUAUUGACGCAGAAAUCUUCAAAAGAAAAUGACGAAGAAAUAAAUCUCCGUGGGGAAGAGGAAAAAUUGACAGAUGAUAAGGAAGUGUUUCAGAAAAGAAGGAUCUGGUCGCUACAAAUUGGUGCUGCCAUUAGUGCAAGCCUUCUGCGUUUGGGAUUUGGUGCAGCUCAAUAUUGGACAUCCCCAGCACUUCCGCAUCUAAAAAACGAAAAUUCCGAAUUCCCGUUAACGUCAGAUGAAGCUUCCUGGGUAGCAUCUUUACUCAGCUUUGGAUCUGUCAUCGGUUAUCUGCUGUACCCCCAAUUUAUCGAUCGCAUAGGUCGAAAAUACACAAUGCUUCUAUUUGCAAUCCCUCAAAUAAUAUCUUGGAUUUUAAUUUUUUUUGCAAAAAAUGUAUCCUAUCUUUACAUAGCAAGAUUCCUUGGUGGACUUGGUUACGGCGCUUCUUAUGUUGUACAAAUUAUUUACGUUGGUGAAAUUUCAGAUAAAAAUAUCAGAGGCAUGUUGAUAAUUCUAGCAAAAACAUCUUUUGCCACAGGUGCCCUUAUCACUGUAACAUUAGGCGCUUUCCUCUCCUAUGAAAAAAUGAAUUUAAUUUUGCUCUUCAUGCCGCUAUUUUUCAUUUUAACAUUCUCUUUUAUGCCGGAAUCUCCCUAUUUUUAUUUGAAACACAGUCGAGAUGAAGAUGCUUUAAAAAGUCUAUCAAAACUUCGAGGAAUUGAAAAUAAAAAUUUAUUGGAAUUAACAAUAGCAGAAAUGAAACAAGAUUUAGUUAACAAUACAGUUUCUAAAAAUCAUUCUUUACGAAAAUUAUUCGGGAAGAAACGGCACAGAAGAGCUUUUUUGAUAGCCUUAGUUGCCAUUUUGGGUGUAAUUUUUUCCGGAGCAUUCACUGUCGUUUCUUUUACUCAAGAAAUUGUUAGCUUCUGUGGGUUUUCUUUGGAACCUAAAUAUACUACGAUAAUAAUAACAUCGCUUGUUUUAAUUUCAUCGAUUUUAAUUUCCCCUUUGCCGGAUUAUUUUGGGAGAAAGAUACUGAUUUUAUCUUAUGGUUUAAUCGGCGCUUUAAGUUCUGCAAUGGUAGGAUUAAUUUUUUUUCUCAAAUUUUAUCAUCAAGUGGAUAUUUCUUCGAUUUCUUGGAUUCCAUUAAUAGCAUUAGCAAUUAAUAAUAUUGCAUCUACGGUUGGAUUGUACGGAAUGUCUGUUAUACUUUCUUCAGAACUUUUUCCAGUUGAGGUAAAAAGUUCGGCAGUUUCGUUGUUAUAUGUUGCAAAUGAUUCACUAUUGUUUCUAUUCAAAUUGGGAUUUCAGAGAUCAGUUGACACAUUUGGCAUUUAUGGGGUUUUCUGGAUCUUUGCUGUAUUGAAUUUUCUAUUGCCUUUAGUUACUUUCUCUAUUAUGCCUGAAACUAAGGGAAAAACUUUGGAAGAAGUUCAAAAAUUAAUAGGACGUUGAUCUAAAUAUUUAACCGAUUGAGGUCACCGAAAAAACUUGUUCUCAAUGCUUUAAACAGACUUUCAGGUCUGUCCAGAAAAAUUCUUACUUUGAAAUGUCUGUCACGAUACCCCAUGUGAUUUUCAUGUUAUUAUUCCGAGGU
This is a messenger RNA of Belonocnema kinseyi, 1746 nucleotides long. Its product is annotated as facilitated trehalose transporter Tret1-like. Gene Ontology annotation, biological process: transmembrane transport. Bases 135 to 1604 code for a protein of 489 amino acids. NCBI's taxonomy places the organism in Eukaryota, Metazoa, Arthropoda, Insecta, Hymenoptera, Cynipidae. Gene Ontology annotation, molecular function: transmembrane transporter activity. Gene Ontology annotation, cellular component: membrane. The record is from RefSeq and is a predicted model, not a curated record. The transcript is spliced from 2 exons.